This is a messenger RNA of Mauremys mutica (yellowpond turtle), 1668 nucleotides long. RefSeq names its product zinc finger matrin-type 2 (gene ZMAT2). The record is from RefSeq and is a predicted model, not a curated record. Gene Ontology annotation, molecular function: zinc ion binding; nucleic acid binding. The transcript is spliced from 6 exons. Bases 142 to 741 code for a protein of 199 amino acids. NCBI's taxonomy places the organism in Eukaryota, Metazoa, Chordata, Testudines, Geoemydidae. Gene Ontology annotation, cellular component: spliceosomal complex; U4/U6 x U5 tri-snRNP complex. Gene Ontology annotation, biological process: mRNA splicing, via spliceosome.
CUCCGUCUCAUCUCAGAGAAUGACGUUACGCUCUAACUAUGGCGGCCGCCGCUCUAUGGUACUCGGGAGGACUGAUUCACUUUACGACUCUUGCUGCCGGAGUACGGCACUUACUAGUUCCUUAUUCACUUCACGUUCAACAUGGCGUCGGGCAGCGGGACUAAAAACCUGGACUUCCGUCGGAAGUGGGAUAAAGAUGAAUAUGAGAAACUUGCAGAGAAACGGCUCACGGAAGAGAGAGAGAAGAAAGAUGGCAAACCAGUUCAGCCUGUCAAGAGGGAACUUCUGCGGCACCGAGACUAUAAAGUGGAUCUGGAAUCCAAGCUGGGGAAAACCAUUGUCAUCACCAAAACUACCCCUCAGUCAGAGAUGGGAGGAUAUUACUGUAAUGUAUGUGACUGUGUGGUGAAAGACUCCAUCAACUUCUUGGAUCAUAUCAAUGGCAAAAAGCAUCAGAGGAAUCUGGGCAUGUCCAUGAGGGUGGAGCGCUCCACACUUGAUCAAGUGAAGAAACGCUUUGAAGUGAACAAGAAGAAAAUGGAGGAGAAACAAAAAGAUUAUGACUUUGAGGAGAGGAUGAAGGAACUCAGAGAGGAGGAGGAAAAGGCCAAAGCCUAUAAGAAGGAAAAACAGAGAGAGAAGAAGAGGAGGGCAGAGGAAGACUUGACAUUUGAAGAGGAUGAUGAAAUGGCAGCCGUGAUGGGUUUCUCUGGCUUUGGCUCUACCAAGAAGACUCACUGAUCAGCUCUGGACUUUCCCCUUUCAUGAUAAAGAUUGUUUAUACCCCCAGGACUCUGGAAAACUCUUUAAAGACUUGACAGAGAAUUUGUAUGUAAUUCUCCCACUAGACGUUGGCUGGAGGAGUUGGGAAGCAAUUCCACGCUCAACCUGUGCUGCAGAACAAGCUCUGUCCCCAGUCAUUAGUGCCCUACUGCCUGCAGAGAUACCAUAACCUUAGCCUUGCUGGCAAACCUCCAAAUUCCAAAUAAAGAGACCUUUCAAUUAGCCUCUUCUCCACAAACUCCCCCUGUCCCAUCCUGCAGUAAAUUCUGUGGAGUUCUCAUGGUUUCUGUCUUUGAUUCUUUUCAUCUUUUGUGAGGAGUCUGCAAGCUGAAUGUUUCUUCUGGAAACCCCAUUGGCCUUUAGCCACCUCAUCCUUUGUACUAGUCCUGGCUGCUUGUCACUCUGUGUUCUGUGGCCUUGUGUGUGUGCGGGGAAACAUUCUGUUGGGUACCUUUUAAUGUUAAACUAAUAAAAUUCUGUACAGAUGGUAUGGUUCAGGAAUUGCUUGUCCAGCUGAGAAAUGGGUUUACUUUUUGUUUGCUUAAAAUACAGAGAAUUCUUUACAUUUUUUUAGAUGUGUAACUAAAGGAAUUACACUGUAAUGAGUGUUAAAUAUGGAUGGUAUAGGUUGAAUUUUUAUUUCUUUUGUUGAGAAGAGCUUGAGGCUUUUUGGACACUGCGUUUGCUGAAACUUCUUUUUGUAUUUUAUCUGCAAUGGACUCUUUUAUUUUCACUGUUUUUCCUUGUGUUCAGUGGUGUAAUCACAAUUUCUUUAGCGUAGGUAAGAAAUACCUUUCUGGGAUUUACCUAGGAUAGAGCUAAAGGGAAAACAGCAGAGAAAUAUGUGGAAUUUGCCUAAAAUAAAUAAUUUUUUGUUGGAAACUA